Ornithorhynchus anatinus (platypus) is the source of this 566-nucleotide messenger RNA. RefSeq names its product GUCA1A neighbor (gene CIMIP3). The coding region runs from base 90 to 395 and encodes 101 amino acids. Lineage: Eukaryota; Metazoa; Chordata; Mammalia; Monotremata; Ornithorhynchidae. The transcript has 2 exons. The record is from RefSeq and is a predicted model, not a curated record.
CAGCCAAUCCCUGGGGACCCUUCUAGAUCAGAUCAUCUGACCUCUCCGGUGCCAACGCCUUGCCACAGCCGGGGGACCUGCCUGCGAGGAUGCCCCACUUGAGAAAUCCAAUGGCCAGGAAGGUUCUAGAACUAUCCCUGCAGGGGCAACAGAGACGUUCCAUGGCCUCUGACUGUGUGCCCGUGGUGGUGGACCCCGGAUCCCUGAAGCCCGAGUCCCUCAAGUUUCACUUCUACAGUCAACAAUAUUCCAAUUCCUACAUGCCAUUCUACACGGUGCAGAAACCCACCUGCGGCUACCUGUACCAUCAGAACAUAGACCACACCCGCAAGCAACUGAACAUCCCCUGCUUCAACAUCGUUAAGUGGAGUUCCCACCUCCCUGACCAGCACUAAGCCUUCCCUCCUCUUCCCCACAGUGGACCACCCCAUGGAGUGAAGUCAAGGCCCUGAGAGGAGUAACCAUUUGCUGGGAGAGUAGGUCCAGUCUACAGUAGGCUAGUUAAAUGAGCAAAGCCAGGUUCUAGAUGGGACAAACAGAUAAAUAAAUCUUGUUUAUCUUCCCUC